Styela clava is the source of this 456-nucleotide messenger RNA. The record is from RefSeq and is a predicted model, not a curated record. Lineage: Eukaryota; Metazoa; Chordata; Ascidiacea; Stolidobranchia; Styelidae.
AUGUUUUUGACAAGCUACGGGAAAAAUAUUGUCGGAUUUCCUUUGGUUUGCAUCGCUCUUGCCAUGACUUUAAAUGCGAUGCUUCUCAGAAUUAUUGGGUGCGUCAAGCUGAUGCAAGUUUUAUUCAUUGACAACGACACAGAAAAUGUUUUCUGGCUUGUUGUAAUAUCUUCAAUAUUUGGAUCUCUUCUGUUGGCACUAGUUGUAAAAGACACGUUAUACCUUGUGGUACUUGCAGGUUCGGUGACUUGCAACCUGCUUAUUAUAAUCUUCCCUUGUAUCUCCUACCUGAAGUUUAAGAAAUCCAGAAGUGAAUUUAGUUUUGACAUUAUACCGGCUUUCUGCAGCCUUCUAUGGCAUAGCGUAUUGCUGAUUUCUGCACCGUUCGCUCUCUACAUGCUUGAUCCUAGUAUAGGUAUAGGUUGUAGAAAAGUUUUCAACAUUUACUGGAAAUGA